AAUUAUGUUUAGAAAAGUGCCGAUUUAUUGUUUUGGAAAGUACAAAUUUAAUGCAAACAUCAUUAAUAAAGUUUCUGCUUUACUUAAAAUAAAACCUAGUUUAGCAAAUGAAGAUAUCAACUUCUUUGGUGAUGUUAGAUUGUUAGAUGCAUAAAAUAAAUUAAUUGGUGUUUUUGCAUGUGAAGAAGCAAGAAAAAAAGCAGAUAAAUUAGGAUAAGAUUUGAUAAUGAUUAAUUAAGAAAUUAAACCUGCCUUAUGUAAAGUUUGUGAUUAUUCUGAUGAACUUGCAUCUAAAUUUAUGAAUGAUAUAGUAAAGAUUAGAGAAUAAUAAAAAUUAAAUGAUCAACAUUUCAAAUUAAGUCAUACUAUUACUAUGUAAGAUUUAAAAUUGAAGGUGAAUUAAGCGAAAGAUUUAAUUAAAAAAUAAAAUACAUUAAGAGUUACUAUAAUAUGUCCAAUUGAAACAGCAAUUUAGGCUAAGAGCAUUUUAUAUACAGUAAUUAUUAUUUUUAAUAUUAUAUAGUUAAAAGAUUUAUCAUAAGCUUUUAUGAUUCCUAAAGGAGAUAUAAAAACAAAAGAUUUUAAAGAAAAAGAAUAAUUUGAUAAAAAGAAAGAUGCAUAAGAAUAAGUUUAAUUAGAUAUUGAAUUUGAAGCAAUAGAAAAGAUAGAACAUAAUUUAGAUUUACCUUAAAUAAAAAUUGAGAGAUUAAUCAAUUAAUAUUAUUCUAAGAGUCUUUAGUAAUUAUUAUUAAGAUAUUAAGGGAAAAAACAGAAGAUGAAUAGGAUCUUGCUGAUCUAUUUAAAGUAUAAUAACCUGAAAAGGAAAAAGAAAAAGAGAAAGAAAAGAAAGUAGAAGAAAAAUAGAAAACAAAAUUAGAAGAGAUGAUGGAUGAUAGUGAAUUUGAUUUUGAGUUUCAAGAUGCUUCAACCAAUUAAUAAUGUAAAUUCAUUUUAUUUAUUUAUUUAUUAGCAUAUUAUUUAAAAGAUGGUAAUUUAUCUAAAUAUGUGAAGUUAUAUAAAAUGAUUGAGUGGUCUUAGGGUAGAAAAUGAUCAUAAUCUACAUGUUCCAUUAAUU
Messenger RNA from Paramecium sonneborni, 1075 nucleotides. NCBI's taxonomy places the organism in Eukaryota, Ciliophora, Oligohymenophorea, Peniculida, Parameciidae. The record is from the annotation of a GenBank genome assembly.